UGGGCACCGGACUCCGGUAGAAUUUGACGCGAGCGGUUUUACGUUUUAGUAGUACUCGGCGAGACACCGGCUCGUUACGCGCGUUAAAAACAGGUGCGAGAACCGUUUCAUACAAGGAAGAUUUUGGUGGCGUUUUAAGGGGAUUUCGUUUGUUUUGUUGUGAUAUAAGUACGUUUAUCGGAUGUAUCAGUGAUUUGAUAUUGAAUUUAUCAGUGUGUUCUUUGCGCGGUAAACUAUUCUGCCUAAAUUUCCUGUGAUGUGAGAUGUUUGACGCUUGUCAAACAGCGGGACCAAAGUGCACUGAAGUGGCGGAAAAAAUUGUGCAACUGUUCGGUUGGCGGCAAACGUAUAAUGUGGAAAAGUUGCAACGAAACGUUCCUGGCAGGGCCACCACCAGGAUAUCCAUCACCAGGCCCAACACGGAAAAACACAUUAUAAAAAAGGGUACCGAUUCGUGGGUUUCCGUCCAUAACCUUCAGUCGCAAGGCGGGGGUAUUCUGGACCCCGAUGAUAAAUUAAACGACGUCGCCGACGAUAGGGAGCAAAUUUUGGCCAGCUUCGAAGAUGGCGAAGGCGCCCAUAUACAUGGAGGAGGCGACGGUGCAAGCGGUAGCUCUGUGGGUACUGGCAGUCCAGAUAUAUUCCACGAUGGCGAUCACAAAUACGGACCCAAUUAUCCAAGGACAGAUAUCGAAGUCACCGGUGAACAGAUAGCAUCUGGUGUGCCGGGUGUUCUACAAGUGAGAAGAGGUAGCGAGCCGGCGCUGAACCAACUUCCGGUCGGACCUCCGGCCCCAUCGGAGCACACGAAACGAUGGAGCGCCGCCCCGCUGAUCCUGGAGCCGCCCAGUUCCGGGUACGCGAGCCCGGACUGGAUGGAGGACUCCAGGGAAGAGGACGAGGAUCACAGCGGAUUUAAACGGGUUGGCCAGAACGGAAGCAACAGGUUGUCGAUGCAGUUUCUCGGAGACGGUGCAGGUUACCGUUGGGCAGAAGCAGCGGACCGCGCGGCGAACUCGCGCCCCAUCCACCAGAGCACCUCGCUGCCGCGCGAGACCCGCCGCAAAGAGCCUCUAGGGCAAGCUAACAGCACCGCCGCCCCCAGCCGCCUGUCGCCUCACGUAUCGUCGCCGAAAUCGCUGCUGAUCGCUGCCGGCGGCGACCUCGUCGUCAUACGCAACGAACCCGGCCCGCUGGGUAUUCACGUGGUGCCCGACUACGACCGCUCGGGCAAAGACAGGGGACUGAUGGUGCAGGGGAUCGAGCCUGGAGGUAGGAUCGACAGGGAUGGCAGGUUGGCCAUCUACGAUAGGAUUGUGGAGAUCAAUGGGACCUGUUUGAUUAAUAUGCCCUUUCAAAGGGUUCAAGAGAUGUUUAAACUUUCACUUAUUUCUCCAGAAUUAAGAUUGAAAGUGAUCAAGGCAUCUGGCUUGGAAAGUCUAAGAAAACCUCCUGCACCAGUUUAUCCUGCAUACCCUGAGGAUAAAGAAAACGUUCUGGUGGAAUGCGAACAAAAACGUCUUGUUGCAGAGAGUACAAACACGAAAGUGGCUACCGUGUCACCCACAAAGAAAGUCCCGGCAAUAUCCAAAAACCUCAAGUCAGGUCUUCUAACAGCAAACACCCGUAAAAUAGGUCGCAAAAUCGAAAUCGAACUUACAAAAGGACCUCACGGCUUAGGCUUCAGCAUCACAACCAGAGACAACCCAGCGGGCGGAAACUGCCCGAUUUACAUCAAAAACAUCAUCCCCAAAGGGGCGGCAGUGGAGGACGGGAGGUUGAAAAUUGGAGACAGGCUGUUGGAGGUUAAUGCUGUGGAGAUGACUGGUAAAAGUCAGUCGGAGGCUGUGGCUGUCCUGAGGAAUGCUCCUCCAGGCAGCAAGGUUAGAAUUGUGGUGUCCAGGCAGGAAGAUGUCCCGGAUACAUUGCCAAGAGUUAUGGAUUCUAAUCAUAAAGAAAAAGAGGAACGCGUCCCAGAACCAGCGGCAACAUUCGGCAACCCGAAUAAUAAUAAUAUAAACAACGUAAACAACGGUGACGUGCCGCCCAACAUUCCCCCGCUGCCGCAGAGCCAUCUACAGGCGCUGCAACAAAAUAAGGGCGGCAAUCCUUUGGAAAAAAGCAACUCCGUCGCGAAAAUGAUCAGCCAUUUUCAGGAUGCCGCGAACAUAUCGAUCAAUAGCGUAUCGGAUAAAACCGACGACAGCAUGGUGUUCCCGUGGAAGCACCGCGAAAUCCUAACCUUGAACAUCCCGGUGCACGACUCUGAGAAAGCCGGUCUGGGCAUCAGCGUGAAGGGCAAAACCAGCGGCACCCAGGACCUGGGCAUCUUCAUCAAGAGCGUGAUCAACGGCGGCGCCGCCUCCAGAGACAAGAGACUGAGAACCAACGAUCAACUGUUGAACGUCAACGGGAUCUCGUUGCUGCAACAAUCGAACAGCGACGCCAUGGAAACGUUGCGUAAGGCGAUGUUGCACACCGAGGGUCCCGUGCCCGGCAACAUCACUCUGACGAUUGCCAGAAGGGCGGCGUCUCCCGGUGCCAACAGAAGCUUCAAUAGAUCUGAUGAAAGUCUUCUAAACAAAUCGAGCAGCUCGCAACCAGAAAUCUACAGCAAACCGAACGACGGAUACAAAUCUUCCGACAUGUACAAAUCAGCGGAAUCAUCGGAAUCCACCACGAACGAUAAUUCCGGGGCGAGUGGCGGCUCAACGAACACUGUAAUUUUUAAUCCGCACCCGAACGGCGUCGAUAACAAACAAAUGACGAGUCCUCCGUUGAGUCCGAUGCAUACGUGGAAUCCUGUUUUGGAGAGGUUAACGGGAAAUAGCUGCAAACAGCCGCAGCUGAGGAACGAGAGUUACUAUAAGGCUGCACAUGAUAGUUGGAGUAGCAGUAUGAUGGGCAAUAAUUCCUAUGGGAAUAUGACCAGUACCACUGUAAACAUGACACCUGCAGAGCCAAUUUUGAUUGAAGAUGAAUACGGUUCACGCGUGAUUGACCAUCAAAACGCAAGGAUCAACGUUAUGAUGACGAACAAAAUGUACCUAUCGAACGGCAGUCUGCCGGAAAACCGCAGCGAUCACGAACCGGACGGUAAAGCUUCACUUUCGGGCGGCAACGGCGAUAAAAGCGUCGAAACGUCGCAAAACUCCGCCGUUCCGCCCACCGACGCCACCUACGCCAGCCAACUGUCGCUCGAAAAUCCAAAGGGGUUCUCCAGGGACGCCUUUGGCAGGCAAAGCAUGUCGGAGAAACGACACGCGACCCUGGACGCGAAAAGUACCGACACCUAUCAGAGGACCAAGAAGAUGAGAGAAGAGAGGAUCAAGAGCAAAGAGAACGCAGACAAGUUAGGGCAACUGGGACCUUCAUUGGGCAUGAAGAAGUCAUCAAGUUUGGAGUCGUUGCAAACUAUGGUUCAGGAGAUUCAAAUGCAAGAAGAAGCCGAUCCGGCUUACAGCUACAGAGGUCCAAGUGGCGCCCUGAAAGUAAUAAGAGGUAGAGGCUGCGAGGAAAGCUUCAGAGCGGCGGUCGUGGAUCCGAAUCAUCGAAACGAGAUGGGUGCGAAAAAACACUGGUUGCUAGACGGUCCUUUGGAGAACGAGAGAGAAAUAGACGGCUUUAAUAACGUUAGAGGUGCCCCGAGGCAAUCCUCCCUGAACGCUGCCAUCGACAAGAAAUCCGGCAAAAAGAAGCCCGGACUUCUCAAGGGUAUCGGGUCCAUGUUUAGGUUCGGUAAACACCGUAAGUUGGAUUUCCCCGUGCAAGAACAGCAACACUAUCAUCACACGAACGAGUUCGAUUCCAAUGCGAACCCUCAACAGCAACAAUCACAAAAACACGAAGUCGCGGAUAGCGACAAUCAACAUCACGCUGAAAACCAAAGCACCAAAUCAACGGAAAGACUGCAAGAUCAACAAUUGGCCAAUCAAAGUCAGAAUUCGCAACAUUCCCAGCACUCGCAACAUUCCCAGCAAUCACAACAUUCCCAGCAACAGCAACAAAUGCAGCAACAGCAGCAGAAUCAGCAGCCACACAAUAUGCAUCAACAGAUUUAUCAGAGGCAUGGCCUAAUACACCGACAUGCUGAACAGGUACAGGUUAUCCCUGAAAAUUCAGUGGCUCCACCUGUAAAAUACCGUAACGAGAGAAGAGAUCGUAAAUUCCACGAACAAAGAUUGGCACAAAGGCAUACUUAUUAUCCGACUGAAGAGCGGGAAAAUAUUUAUGAUCACCGUGUACAACAGCAGCAGCCGAUUCCUCGUCAAUCUGAAAUCUACGGCGAGCUGUACGGUCGCCCUGGCAGUCGUUCGGGCAUCACCGAGCCCCCGGUCCCCUUCACGCACUACGUCAACUACAACGAGUUGCAGACUCACCUGAGCCGCAAAGACCCCCUAUCUGACAGUCAGAUAAUUCAGAUGCGUCUGCAAGUUCAACAGCAAAGAUUAAAGGUGGAGGAAGAAAGCCGAAAACAACACCAAUAUCAUUCACAACGGCAACCAAGGACGGACAAUUCGUUAAGACCCGUGUCUAACUAUUACGAAUAUGAAAGUGUGCAAUCAGUAUUAAUAAACAAUAGGGGAAAUCGUCAAAACAUUCCAAUUCACAACAUGCAAUCAACUCAACCCCCUCCAAUGUACCAGGAUACGAAUUCCAACUCGUUGCCCAGGCAACAGCAACAACAGCAGCAGCAGCAACAAGUCCAGGGUCGGCUUCAGAUGAGGGGACAAAGGGGACCCUUUGUAACACACGUCACAAUAGGAGAGAAUCAACAAAAUGGGACUAAAGUGUAAAUAAUUGUUUUUAGAAUUAAUUUAAAUCAUUUUUAUAGACUUGUAAUUUAUCAUGUGCUCAUAAAAUUAUUUUUUAAAAAUAUUCCAAUAAUUAGGCUAUUGCCAUCUAUUCUUUUAUUGUGUAUAUAGAUCGUAUAUAUUUUU
Brassicogethes aeneus is the source of this 4940-nucleotide messenger RNA. The record is from the annotation of a GenBank genome assembly. NCBI's taxonomy places the organism in Eukaryota, Metazoa, Arthropoda, Insecta, Coleoptera, Nitidulidae.